AUGCUGGACGAAGGCAGGAAAUGCAGCCGACAACCACACAUUCACGAAAUCGCAGCAACGGCAAAGUCAAUAAUUGAACCACCGCGAUUGGAAACCCAGGAACGAUUUCGAUUUAGCCAAAGAAAACAGAACAUCGAUGAGACACCGACAGAAUAUAUGUCAGCGUUGAGACAAUUGGCGUUGACAUGCGAUUUUGUUGCUGAUGCUACAGCACCGGAGAAUCGACGACUAAGAGACAAAUUUAUUUUUGGUUUGGCUAGCCAAAAUAUUCAGGCGGAUUUACUUACGCGCCGAGAUUUAGAUGUAAAAAACGUAGUCACCUUUACGGAAAGAUAUAUUAGAACCCACAAGACAGCUGAAAUACUUCAGGGCAAAGAAAUAAUCAACUCACUGAAGCAAGGAAGUGAAGGACGAGAAAAAAAACAAUGGAUUUGUAAAUUUAUGGAUGCAAAAUGCUACAACUGCGGGUUGAAUGGUCACAAAGCAAAAGUUUGUAAAAAAUUGUCAUCCAAGAGAGAAAAAAAUCAAUUAAAGCAGAAGAAUUGGACCAUGGCUAAAACUGUUAAAGAAGAAUUUGGAAUGAGGUUAUGCUUGAAGAAAUGUCAUUUUGGAGCACCUUCAGUAAAUUAUCUGGGUCAUAUUAUUGACAAAAAUAGACUGCACACGGCACCAGAUAAAGUUGAGGCUGUCAAAAAGGCACCAAACCAAAAAAUGUCAAUGAAUUACGAUCAUUUCUAG
Molecule: messenger RNA, 738 nt
Organism: Helobdella robusta
Lineage: Eukaryota; Metazoa; Annelida; Clitellata; Rhynchobdellida; Glossiphoniidae
Exons: 3
Coding region: 1-738 (245 amino acids)
Molecular function (GO): nucleic acid binding; zinc ion binding
Source: RefSeq, a predicted model, not a curated record